AAAGAAUGAAGCGCAGCCUGCAAGCGCCGCGACUCUGAGCGGCGCCGGCGAUCCGGGCGGUCGGUGGGUCGUCUGCGCUGCUCCGCGGAUCCAUGUAGCGUCCAGGCGGGCGCCGGGCGCUCUCACGUCGAGGCGGCCUCUCCGCUUGCCUCUUGCUGCGACCCAGCCUCGUGAACCAGCCAGCUAGCCAGCGUCGCCCUCCCUCCGGCCAGCGCUUGGGCGGCUGGCGGCGUGCCUGCCCCUCGGGCCGCGGGACUCGCCAGGCACGCACUCACCCCGUCGGGCGGCUAAAAUGAGCGAGAGGAGGCGCUCGGCAGUGGCCCUCAGCUCGCGAGCGCACGCCUUCUCCGUGGAGGCCCUCAUCGGCUCGCACAAGAAGAGGAAGCUCCGCGACUGGGACGACAAAGGCCUGGAUUUGUCCAUGGACAGCCUCAGCCCCGACGGGCAGCUGCCGGACGCCGACGACCCCGCCCAGUGCCUGGACCUCAACGCCAACGAUUCAGAGCAGAGUACGGGUUCAGACACUGAAGCAUUGGCUGAGAGGACAUCCUGCUCUUUUGACACGCACUCUGACCUCACAUCCGGCGGCCCCAUUUCUCAACCACCUCCUACCUCAUCCAUGGAGGAGAUUCAGGUGGAAUUGCAGUGUGCUGACCUCUGGAAACGGUUCCAUGAUAUUGGCACAGAAAUGAUCAUCACUAAAGCAGGCAGUGCCACCACCCUGAAGCAGAGGCGCCAGGUUGCCCCCAAAAUUGAGGGGUCCCAGCGUGUGGUUGAUUCAGAGUGGGCCCCUCCCUCUCCCCUGUGA
Messenger RNA from Podarcis muralis (Common wall lizard), 808 nucleotides. The record is from RefSeq and is a predicted model, not a curated record. Lineage: Eukaryota; Metazoa; Chordata; Lepidosauria; Squamata; Lacertidae.